AAGGCUGAUGCAUCAGUUAAGGAACUUCACUCAAAGAGAUCACCACAAGAUCACAACAAAAACUAACAAUGAAGACAGUUUGUGCAUUCGUUUGCUUGCUCGUGGCCGUAGCGGCCCAAGAGUUUAUACAUCCCGAAGAAUUGGAAGCCCUGUCCUGGUAUCAGAGUCCAGAGCAUCUCAGGUACCGGCGGCAGUUGAAAGCAGACCCGAAGACUGGUGACGUCACCUACACCCACAAGACUUCCGAUAGCGGUCAACUCUUCGGUACCCUGGGAUCAAGAGGAGACGCCGCUUUUGGUAAAGCUGGUUAUAAGCAAAACAUUUUUGAUGAUAACCGUGGUAAAUUGGACGCGACUGGCUAUGGCUCCCAUGUGAUCAGUCCCUAUGGCUCUUCAAACCACUUGGGUGGUCGUGUGGACUAUACUGGUGAUCAUACGAAGGCGUCUCUCGAUGUGAGCAAGCAGUUGCACGGCAUGACAUCGCUGGAAGCGGCUGCGGGAGCCAGGUGGCCCAUCGGGAAGAAUGGAGACAUCAGUCUUGAAGGCACUUACAAUAGAAUGGGCCCCUUCCAGGAUUAUGGCGCGAGGGCUGGUCUUAACUACAGGUUUUAGGUGACUUUGUAAAAUAAUAAUUUUUAUUACAAUUUGUGUGUAAGUAUUAUGUACAUCAGAUUUUCUUGUAUAGGUAUAUAUUUCUAUAAAUCUUUGAUUCUGGUCAUAUUUUAUGUUUAAUUAAAUUAAUAAAAGGUUGUCAUCAUUAAA
Amyelois transitella is the source of this 761-nucleotide messenger RNA. RefSeq names its product gloverin-like. Lineage: Eukaryota; Metazoa; Arthropoda; Insecta; Lepidoptera; Pyralidae. The record is from RefSeq and is a predicted model, not a curated record. The transcript has a single exon. Bases 69 to 611 code for a protein of 180 amino acids.